This is a messenger RNA of Coccidioides posadasii C735 delta SOWgp, 1957 nucleotides long. The record is from RefSeq and is a predicted model, not a curated record. NCBI's taxonomy places the organism in Eukaryota, Fungi, Ascomycota, Eurotiomycetes, Onygenales, Onygenaceae.
AACCUCGUUCAUUUCCAAUCCUUUAUCAAUUCCGGCCGUAUCCCUUUGGUCUGCGCCCUCCAGCCUAUUCUAGUCUAUUCUUUUCGCAUUCCAUUUGCACUUAUCACACCACAGGAUGCACUCUUUUCGGGGGUUACUGCAUGAUUCCGUUUCCGCCAGUUCUGUAUCCGGGCAAGGGCACGGUGACCCCCUAGGUUUCCCUGGUUUACCCGAGUGUUCCGAGCCAUGUGAACCUUUCAGUAGCCGCCCACCUCCCAGAAAAUUUAUAACCCCGUUACAGUUUGCCAUUCGGAUACAGCAGAGCAGACAAUAUCGAGCCGUCACAGCUAACUCAAACCGACUUUUAGAAUCACUAGACAAUAAAAAACCGCUUCCGUUUUCGUACGCCAGUAAAGUCAAACUCAGGGAAAAAUACCUUAUUGUUGGUUUUAUCAGUAGCGGUACCUAUGGUCGAGUCUACAAAGCCAAAGGCAGAGACGGCGUGGGCGGGGAUUUUGCUAUUAAAAAGUUUAAACCGGAUAAAGAAGGGGAAAAGGUAGAAUACACUGGCCUUUCCCAGUCGGCCAUUCGAGAAAUAUCUCUUUGUACCGAGCUGAACCACCCGAAUGUCGUGCGCUUGGUGGAAACAAUCCUUGAGGAUAAGUGCGUUUAUAUGGUCUUCGAAUACACUGAGCAUGACCUCUUACAAAUCAUUCACCACCACACCCAACCUCAACGCCACGCCAUUCCCGCUCCGAUGGUGAAAUCGAUCCUCUUUCAGCUGUUAAACGGGCUUCUCUAUCUUCACUCUCAAUGGGUUAUGCACCGCGAUCUAAAGCCUGCGAAUAUUCUAGUUACUUCUAAAGGUGCCGUCAGGAUAGGUGAUCUUGGUCUCGCUCGGGUGUUCAAGAAGCCACUCAAUUCUCUUUUCUCCGGGGACAAGGUUGUGGUGACCAUCUGGUACCGGGCGCCUGAACUGCUACUCGGAGCGCGACACUACACAACAGCCGUAGACCUUUGGGCUGUUGGCUGUAUAUUCGCAGAGCUGCUAUCUUUGCGACCCAUAUUCAAAGGCGAGGAAGCAAAGAUGGACAGCAAGAAAACGGUUCCUUUCCAGCGAAAUCAGAUGCUGAAAAUUAUCGAAAUUUUGGGUCUGCCAAAGAAGGAGAAGUGGCCGGGAUUGAGCUCGAUGCCGGAAUUUCCUCAACUCCAAGCCAUGGCAAUGGCCCCUGGAUCUGGUCAUUUGCAUAAGCCGUCCAAUCUGGAACAUUGGUAUCACGUCUGCCUCAAGAGUGGGGGCUACUCGGGCAGCUCUCCUACUGGAAGUCCAGGAAAAGAAGGAUUUGACCUUCUCUCGCGAUUGCUCGAGUACGAUCCGGAGAAGCGAAUCUCUGCGAAGGAAGCCCUAAAUCACCCGUAUUUUACAACCGGUACCCCUGUGGCCAAAAAUUGCUUUGAAGGAUUUGAGGGCAAAUACCCGAACCGUCGGGUUAGCCAGGACGAUAAUGACAUCAGGAGUGGCAGCCUACCAGGAACUAAAAGGAGCGGCCUGCCCGAUGAUACUUUAACCAGCAGAGCCGCAAAGCGAGCAAGAGAGAUGGCUCCCUCCCUGCUGCUCUUGCACGUCAACUCCUCUUCCUCAAUCCAUCUUCUUUCUCCCGCCCGUCAACCGAAUGCUGGACCCUCUUCCCGUUUCACAUCGGCGGCACAAGCUUCUGCCCCUGACAAAUCAUCCCGUCUCACCCGCGCGUUUCCCCUCGUCUACGCUGGGUGGAUGAUCACAUUAACCAUCGCCCAAGCGGUUCACGAGGAGUACGAUAAGCAGCUUAGUCAACCUCCAGUCUCGAUGAUGCGAGUAAGGGUACAAAGUUAUUCGCAUAGAUACUCGCAAAUCGGUGAAUUAGGAGCCAGAUCAAGUGCGCAACGAAAGCAUAUGGCCCGAAAUGAACAAAAGCGACGGAACAACGCAAAACUAUAG